UAUUAUGUAUAUGUAGAGAGAGAGAGAGGAGGCGGAGGAGAGAGAGAAGGGAACAGCUCCUCUCAGAUCUGCCACCCUCUGCUGUCUGAACCCUUCUCUAAUCCUCUGCUCAUACCUGAAUUCAGGAAUCGAACGGAUUACUGAUUUUUCACCAUUCGAGGAGAGGUAAGGGUUUGCGAUUUUCGAUUUUUUUGCGGGAUGCAGAAGAACAAGAGAAUCGAUAACGAUACCGGCGAGGUGGAUUUGUUGGCGGCGGGGUCGUCGUCGUCUUCGUCAUCAUCGUCGCCGCCGAGAUCACUGCCGAUUUCGUCCGCCGGCGUCAAUUACAUACUACACCCGGUCUCCAAAUUCGACACUCUCGCCGGCGUCGCCAUCAAGUACGGUGUCGAGGUUGCAGAUAUAAAGAGAUUGAAUGGUUUGCUGACUGAUCAUCAAAUGUUUGCUCUCAAGACGAUUCAAAUACCAUUGCCGGGGAGGCAUCCGCCGUCCCCGAAUUUGAGCAACGGUCACGACGCUCCUCAAAGGCCGAGCAGCUCCGAGCAGACGCCGCCGAACCGUCGUCAUUCCGACAUAAUCAGUUCACUGCAAUCGCUGAAAUUAAAAUCGUCCGAUCGGAAGGUCACUCCUGCCAUGAGCACUUUACAAAGCUACUACGGCCUCAAACCGCCGAAUCAAAAGACGCCUGCGGAAGGUUUCGAAAUGGCCGUUUAUCGAAACGGAAUCGCGCAGUCUCCCGAUCCCGACGACCCAUUCUCGACACGGGUAUCUCUUCCUAACCCCCCGCUGAGCCAUCAAAGAAAAUCGAAAAGCGUAUCCAAUGGAUUGAUGUCCGCAAACGGCACCCUGCACGUCCCGCUUUUGUUGCAAGAAUCGAAGGAGAGCAGCAGCGCCGAGAAAUUGCUCGAUAGGCUGGUGAGGCGGCGGCAGAAAUCUGAGGCUGAUUUUGCGUCGACGACCCCGCCGGAGAAACUUCUCAAGGAGGAAAACAACACCGGCAGCAGCGCGGUAUCGGCAAUCACCGGAAAACGAUUGGCUCUGAGGCCCAAGUCGGCGAACCGAAGUGGCGGAGGAGGCGAUCCUGACCCGGUCGGGAUUAACGCGCCGAUCGUCUCUACAGGUAUGGGCGAUUCGUUUCUGACCGAUAAUUUUGAAGGGGUGCGGAAAUCGUCGAGUGCGUCGAGCUUGCAGGAGUCGGAUAACGGUGCGUUGUCGUCGAUAUGGCCUACGGCUAAGUGGAGUUUGAAACCCGACUUUCAGGCGCUGUCUUCUGCGGCUAUGCCUAUGUUCGAUGGACUGCCGAAGCCAAUGGGUCGGAGGAACAAAGCCGCGCUCGAUUAGGGAGGUCGACGGCGAUCGAUCGAUCAAUCGGUAUUGGGUAUUUUUCGAGAUGAUCUUAGGGAGGAAGGUUAUAGGAGGGAUGGCUUGCCGGUACGAAGAUAAAUAUAUAUAUAUAUAUAUAUAUACAUGAAUACUUACAUUUAUGCGAGGAUUAUGGAUGGCCUUUGGUUAUCGUUUUGAUGAAAUUAUACAUGUAUUUGUAUGUAUUUGUAUACAUUGAAUAUAUAUUUAUGUAUUUAUAUUUAUUUAUUUGGUAGGAUUGGAGCUGAGAUGGGUUGAGAGA
Molecule: messenger RNA, 1621 nt
Organism: Andrographis paniculata
Lineage: Eukaryota; Viridiplantae; Streptophyta; Magnoliopsida; Lamiales; Acanthaceae
Exons: 3
Coding region: 199-1338 (379 amino acids)
Source: RefSeq, a predicted model, not a curated record